This is a messenger RNA of Anopheles stephensi (Asian malaria mosquito), 4718 nucleotides long. RefSeq names its product probable phospholipid-transporting ATPase IIA. Gene Ontology annotation, molecular function: ATP hydrolysis activity; magnesium ion binding; ATP binding. The coding region runs from base 462 to 3944 and encodes 1160 amino acids. The record is from RefSeq and is a predicted model, not a curated record. The transcript is spliced from 6 exons. Gene Ontology annotation, biological process: phospholipid translocation; endocytosis; retrograde vesicle-mediated transport, Golgi to endoplasmic reticulum. Gene Ontology annotation, cellular component: endosome; plasma membrane; trans-Golgi network. Lineage: Eukaryota; Metazoa; Arthropoda; Insecta; Diptera; Culicidae.
GCUUGAGUAUUUUAAUGUUUUGUGCGAUAAGUGUGUACGAUAAGAACCUUCUUCUCCCGUGCGUUUCGGGCGAACUGAUUUACCGAAAGACUUUGAACAGCUUAAUCAGCAGCAAUAAAACGAAUCCAACAGAAAUAAAGCUUCCCAUUGGAAAAUGUGACCGUCCCGCUGGUCGGCUCACUGGCAACGCGGAAUCAAUUCAGCCUACAGCUGCUAAAGUGACCGGGCUCCGUAUUGUUUCGCUUCCAUCGCAUCCCGUUCGCGGAGUUGUGUGUGUGUGUAAUUUUAUCUCCUUGUUUGGGGAUUUCUCAUCGCGAAACAAAAUGCUAUCGACGAACUAAUAACGAACAGGGAGGCCGUGCUAGUUUGCAACGAAAAAAAAAAAGAAACACCGUCCGCAGUGAGGACCGGAAAGGGCUCGCAAAUUGCGCACCGUUCAUCUCGUCCCGCCAUCCCGUAGGAUGAAUGUUGAACUGCGCGAUUUCGAGAUUAGUGAUUCGGAAACUGAGCUGCUCAUUGAACCAGCCGCAACGCGAGCCAAUCGACUAAACGGCCGUUCGUUUCGCAAUCGUCGCCAAGAAUCGUUCAAGCUGGGUUCGUUCCUGAAGAAACUGUGCUGCUGCUGGUGUUGGGCAUGGCGAAAAUGGUGCGCCUCGAAGGAACUGAAACCCCGCACGAUCUAUAUCGGGCGGCCACUGACAGAAAAGUUCCCACCGAACGAGAUCCGGAACCAGAAGUACAACAUCUUCACCUUUCUGCCGCUGGUGCUGUUCGAGCAGUUCCGGUUCUUUCUCAACCUGUACUUUCUCAUCAUGGCGGUUAGCCAGUUCAUACCGGAGAUUCGAAUCGGGUACCUUUACACGUACUGGGGCCCCCUUGGCUUCGUACUGGCGGUAACGAUCUGUCGCGAGGCGGUCGAUGAUCUUCGACGGCACAAGCGUGACCGGGAGGUUAACUCACAGAAGUACAAGCGGUUCGUAAGUGCGGACAAGCCACCGGAAUCCGUUUCCUCGUCGAAGCUGAAAGUCGGAGACAUUAUUAUGGUGGAGAAGGAUGAACGUGUACCGGCCGAUUUGAUCCUGCUACGAACGAGCGAUAAGAGUGGAGCCGUUUUCGUGCGUACGGAUAUGUUGGAUGGGGAGACGGAUUGGAAGCUGCGGCUGGCCGUCCCGGCUACCCAGAAGCUUGCUUCCCAUGGUGAUUUGCUGACGGUCAAUGCGUCGCUUUACGUGGAGAAACCGCAGAGAGACAUUCAUACGUUCAUCGGGACUUAUUCGAAGCUCGGAGGAACAGAAGACGAAGGACUGAACGUAGAGAACACUCUCUGGGCCAACACGGUCGUUGCGUCCGGCACGGCGGUCGGCAUCGUCAUCUACACCGGCGGUGAAACGCGCAGCGUCAUGAACAACUCUCAGCCCCGCUCGAAGGUCGGUCUGCUCGAUCUGGAAAUUAACAAUCUCACAAAGGUGCUGUUCUGUGCCGUCAUUGGGCUUUCCUUUGCCAUGAUGUGCCUGAAGGGCUUUAACGGUCCCUGGUAUCGGUACAUGUUCCGGUUCGUGCUGCUGUUUUCCUACAUCAUCCCGAUCAGUCUGCGCGUCAACCUGGACAUGGGUAAAGCGUUCUACUCGUGGCAGAUCCAGAAUGACGAUGAAAUCAAGGGGACGGUCGUGCGCUCUACUACCAUCCCGGAGGAGCUGGGUCGCAUGUCGUACCUGCUGACGGAUAAGACCGGCACGCUCACACAGAACGAGAUGAUUUUUAAGAAGAUUCACGUCGGAACGGCUGCUUACGGGCGGGACACGUUCCCGAUGGUGUCGGCCGCCAUUCAAUCGGUUUACGGCACACUUUCCGCACCGGCCGACGCCUCACCCGACGAUCACGGUUCGGAAUAUCAACCGCGGCUGCGCAAACCGGACGGCUGGCGUAUCUGGGAAUCGGUAAAAGCGCUCGCCCUCUGUCACAACGUUACACCGGUUUACGAAAGCAGCAGCGGGAACGGGGGGAGCAGCUCGCUAUCUUCCACCUCCGGUGCGGAACGUCGACAAUCGCCAUCCCGAUCGAUAUCGGUCGAAAGUCAGGCAGGCGAACCAUCGACCAGCAAGCAAACCGCCACGGAGAAAACCUACCAAGCAUCGAGCCCGGAUGAGAUUGCGCUGGUGAAAUGGACAGAAUCGGUUGGGCUAACGCUCGUCCAGCGCGAUCUUAACCAUAUGACGCUACAGAUUCGCGAUGCAACGCGCGAAAGCGGUGGCGCGCGUGGGACAAGCAUGCACGAGAACGCGUCCAUCAACACGACCGUUACGAACCUGUCGGUCAACUCCAAAACCGACCUUAACUCACCGUCGAGCGGUGGUAGCGUGACAUCGCUCAACUCGAUCAUUGCGGCCGGCGCGCCCGGGCUGAUGAAGUACCAAAUACUGCAAACCUUCCCGUUCACGAGCGAAAACAAGCGAAUGGGCAUCAUCGUGCGCGAGCUGAACGGGGGCGAAAUUACGUUCUACCUGAAGGGAGCCGACGUCGUGAUGUCCGGCAUCGUGCAAUACAACGACUGGCUGGCGGAGGAGAGCGGCAACAUGGCGCGGGAAGGUCUGCGGACGCUGGUGGUCGCGAAGAAGGUGCUUUCCGAAGAGCAGUACAACGAUUUCGUGAUGCGUUACAAUGCGGCUAAGGUGAGCGUUACGGACCGCGUUACGAAGGUGGCGGCCGUUAUCGAGAGCCUCGAGCGUGAGAUGGAGCUGCUCUGCUUGACCGGGGUGGAGGACCGGCUGCAGGAGCGUGUGCGCCCAACGCUGGAGCUGUUGCGCAAUGCGGGCAUUAAGAUUUGGAUGCUGACCGGCGAUAAGCUGGAAACGGCGACCUGUAUCGCGAAGUCGUCGCAUCUCGUCGGCCGCAACCAGAGCAUACACGUGCUGAAGAGCGUGCUUACCCGCACGGACGCCCAUCUCGAGCUGAACCAGUUCCGGCGCAAGCAGGACUGUGCGUUGGUCGUGUCGGGCGAAAGUCUCGAGGUGUGCCUGCAGUACUAUCAGCCCGAAUUUAUGGAGCUGGCCACGGCCUGUCCGGCCGUUGUGUGCUGUCGUUGCAGUCCCACGCAAAAGGCGCAAGUCGUGUCGCUCAUUCAAAAGUAUUCCAAAAAGCGUACGUGUGCCGUUGGCGAUGGUGGGAACGAUGUGAGCAUGAUCCAGCAAGCGGAUGCCGGCAUUGGGAUCGAGGGGCGCGAAGGAAAGCAAGCGUCCCUGGCAGGAGACUUUAGUAUACCGCAGUUUUCGCACAUUGCGCGGCUGUUGAUCGUGCACGGUAGAAGAUCGUACAAGCGGUCGGCCGCCCUGUCGCAGUUUGUCAUCCACCGUGGACUGAUCAUAUCGACGAUGCAGGCCGUCUUUUCGGCCGUUUUCUAUCUUUCGUCGGUCGCACUUUAUCAGGGCUUUCUGAUGGUUGGGUACGCGACCCUCUACACCAUGUUCCCGGUGUUUUCGCUCGUACUGGAUCAGGACAUUAGUGCGAACAUAGCGAUCACGUAUCCGGAGCUGUACAAGGAGCUGUCGAAGGGUCGCAGCCUGAGCUACAAAACGUUCUUCAUGUGGGUGCUGAUCAGCAUCUAUCAAGGCGGUGUGAUCAUGUACGGUGCGCUGAUUCUGUUUGAGGACGAAUUUAUUCAUAUCGUGGCGAUCAGCUUUUCGGCCCUGAUCCUAACGGAGCUGAUAAUGGUUGCGCUCACCAUUCGUACGUGGCACAAACUAAUGGUUAUAGCGGAACUGUUCAGCUUGGUGCUUUACAUCGUAUCUCUCGCCGUACUGCACGAAUAUUUCGACUGGGAGUUCAUCUGGUCGUGGGACUUCCUGUGGAAGGUGCUGGUCAUCACGCUCGUCUCCUGUCUUCCGCUGUACAUUCUAAAAUUCCUGCGCAAAAAGUUCUCACCACCAUCGUACUCGAAGCUCUCGUAAACAAGUGCAGUCCACGGUUCGUCAGUUUUAAUUAUUUAUUCCUUCCUCGCUGCCAACGAACGGGAGCACAUUAUAGUUUUAGACCUUAUAAACUACAUUCAUUAUGUGCUAGCUCCCGAAUGGGUUUCUCCUGCUUUAUUGCCUCAAAGUAUUGUAGCUUUGAAUUUUUUUGGGAAACGUGCGUUAUUGUGUUUUGUUUUCGCCUCGGUUUUCUGUUUUAAUGUAUACUUCCGAUCGUGAUAUUUUCCCUGUGAACCACUCCAAUCGCGUUGGUCUAACAUUACCACAUCUCACUCACCUUUAGGGAUGGAAACGAGAGCAGAAGAGAUAAGGAAAAACACACAGUGAGUGAGAAAAAUCGUAGAUGAGUUUAUUUAAAACAGCGCAGCGAAACGGUACAUAAAACUGAGUACUAUAACUUGUUACAAAAACAAAACAAAACACGGUGUCUAUAAAACGAAUAUCAAAUGCCUUCUUCGGCAGCCGGACGUGUGUAAAGUGAUUGCGCACCCCGUUCCUCGGAGAGCAAGUUUUAAAUAAGUAAUAAUUCAAAUUUAGAGCGUUCAUUUGUUACUAAACAAAAAAGGAACCAACAACAUAAAACUCAGAUAUACACGCACAGAGACACGUUCAGGCACUCACACACACCGACAGUACCAGCAGCAUUAACAAAGAAACUGUGAACCAACAUUAUCCAACCACACGGGAGAACGCAAGGAAAGAGCAGGAAACCAAGUAAAUGGACUAAUUAAACUAAUAAAUUUAAUAACAAAA